Molecule: messenger RNA, 2262 nt
Organism: Chiloscyllium plagiosum (whitespotted bambooshark)
Lineage: Eukaryota; Metazoa; Chordata; Chondrichthyes; Orectolobiformes; Hemiscylliidae
Gene: negr1
Product: neuronal growth regulator 1
Source: RefSeq, a predicted model, not a curated record
ACGACGUUGGUAUCUUUUUUUCUUGUUGGUUUUGUUGCUGUUGAACACUGAAGGCGGUUUUAGCCGUCUCUUGAGGUGUCAUACCGAUCCUGAUGGGGGAGAUACCUGGACGGCAUUACCUUUAAUAUUCGGCGCUCCCAGUCAGUCGGACAUGUUGCCUGGGCAACAGCCAUGGCAACUGGCUCAGAGCCUGGGGCUGUCUGCUGCCUCUCUCUCUCCCUCACAUACACACACACACACACGCAUUUUACAUCAGUUCGUCGCUGGAUGAUGUGGGAGCCGCUGGAGAAUAAAGGGCUCGUACUUUAGAGUGAGGCAGCGCCAGAGCGAAACUCCGUGUGCCGGGCAGAGAGAUAGAGAAAGGGGGAGUGGGCGAAAAGGGAUUGCCUAGCUUUGGCCUGAGCACGGCACACAAGCGAUGGACAGCAUGCAGGAUGCUUCUCCCUGCGCCUCGGGCCAGUGGCUGGCGGCUCUGCUGCUCACUCUCUGCUCCUUGUUGCCCACUUGCCUCCCGGCAGCUCAGAGCGUGGAUUUCCCUUGGCCAGCUGUGGACAACAUCAUGGUGCGGCAGGGAGACACGGCCAUCCUCAGGUGCUAUCUUGAAGAUGCUGCUUCAAAGGGAGCGUGGCUGAACCGGUCCAGCAUCAUUUUUGCAGGGAAUGACAAAUGGUCCGUGGAUCCACGGGUGUCUAUCGCAUCAGGUGGUAAACGGGAAUAUAGUCUGCAGAUUCAGAAAGUAGAAAUCACUGACGAUGGCCCAUAUACCUGCUCAGUCCAGACCCAGCAUAAUCCUAAAACAUCACAAAUGCAUUUGAUAGUACAAGUUCCUCCAAAAAUUUUUGACAUCUCUACCAGUUCUGUCGUGAAUGAAUUCAGCAAUAUCACUCUAUAUUGUCUAGCAAGUGGAAAACCAGAGCCUACCAUAACCUGGAAACAUAUAUCCCCAUCCGCAAAAGAUUUUGACAGUGAAGGCGAGUACCUUGAGAUUAUUGGCAUUACUCGGGACCAGGCUGGCAACUAUGAAUGUCUCGCAAACAACGAUGUGUCGUCUCCAGAUACACGAACAGUCCACAUUACAGUCAACUACCCUCCUGCAAUAAUGGAAAUUAAGAGCCCUGGAAUGGUACUGGGUAAAGGAGGAUUGUUGCGAUGUGAAGCUUUAGCAGUUCCUGCAGCAGCCUUUGAAUGGUACAAAGGAGACAAAAAGUUGGCCUCUGGAAGGCAGGGGAUUCAAAUCAAGAACUUCAGUACCAGAUCAAUUCUCACCGUUACCAACAUUACAGAGGAUCACUAUGGCAACUACACGUGCGUGGCUGCUAAUAAGCUUGGGACAAGUAGUGCUAGUCAUUUUCUACACAUGCCAAGUACAGAGCAUUAUUGGAUCCCCGGCAGUGCUGAAAUUAUUUUAUCCUGGUGGUGCCUGGUGAUGGCAUUAUCCUGUCUGGUCAGCAUAUACUAGCAAAGGAGGAAGUGUGCAAGGUGCAGUGAACAAAAAGAACCACGAAGAAGUUCAAGAAUCUCUUCCAAGUGCUGGGAACUGGAUACAAUCUGGUACAGUUCAUUCACAGAAAAGUGUGAGAAUCAACUAGCAGUACAAACACAGGGAUGUGAACCUUUCCUAGGAUUACUGAUUCUGUAAAUGUCUAAAUUGUAUUCUUUUCAGGUUAUCAUCAAGGUUUAACAUUGAACUCAUUGUCCUCUAUCAUGCUUUGUAGGCUGUGGAAGUUACUUUUUAAGAACAUAUAUUGUAAUAUCUUGCAUAUAAGCUGCAAUGCUUCACAAACUAGGUUAACACCACCUAAGGUGCUGAAUACAUGCAAGAAAAAUAUGGCACUUGCAUGAGAUCUUAUAACCUGCAAUAUGAUUUAAUCUUCAUCAUUGUAGCAUAAGGUCAGCAAGCAUUCAAUGAAAAUGGGUCUCUUGCAUCUAGUUUCAAAAUUUAAAUGGAAUGUUUAAAGUCUGAAAUCAAGGAGGCACUCCAAUUGUUUUGACAAUGGAAAAGACUGACAAGGAAAGCAUCCAUCUCAAAUAAUUACUUUUCAAAAUAUUAGAAUGGAUGCCAAAGGAAUACCUUUUAACAUAUUCCAGCUUUCUUCUAAAAUUCCAUGCAGUUUUAGAAUAAUUUAACAGAGGAAUUUGUGAAAGAAUAGGUCAGUCGUCUGUCAUGUUCCUUUAUUUUUCUCUUUCACUUCACUCCCACACAAGCACCUGAAGUGGCAGUUCAGAUUGGAGAUCUCAUUUAAAGAAAUGGUGUUCACUUAA